AUCACGGCAUCGGAUGGACUCCAAGAAGAAGUUUAGUCUGAAGUCUAUAAUCCAAAAGAGCUCAUCAAACCAUGGACUGAGUGGACAGGCGUCGAGUGGCGACCGGUCUCAGCACCAAAACACGGGUCAGACGUGGGAUCAGGUGCUGAGCGCCUGGAGGGCGACCGACACAUCACUGGAGACGUACGCGCGCGAGAAGUCGAGCCGACAGUCGACGGCCGACCCGACGACCGCCGACACGGAGACGGAUGCGGCGAUACUCGAGUCGAUCGACGCGAAGUACUUCCGGGCGGUCGGCGCUGAGCCCCAAACAGAGGACGAGUUGGCGUUCGACGGACUGCCGGCCGUCCUCUCACUCGACUGGCUGUCGGAGCGGACGCGCCGUUUGCGGCGCCAGUUGUCGGUGGUGUCGACCCGCGUGUCGGAACUCAUACUGAAGAAUGAAUGCAAAUACGAGUCGGAGUUGGAGAGAGUGACGCGAUUGCAGGCCUCCCUAUCGGACGCCAUCAAAGUCUGCACGACUGGGCGCCGGUCUCUCGACCGAUGUCGGGGCGACUUCACGGGCCGCGCGCUGGCGAUCGUGGCCUCCCAUCGCCGGCGGGAGGUGUUGAGGGGUCUCCUGAAGUCCGUGCAGACCAUUAAGACGCUGCAGGAGACGGACGUCCGGCUCCGGGAGCUGCUCGAGGAGGACGAGGACUACACCGGCGCUAUUCGGCUGUACGUGGAGUGCCAUCGAGUGGUGCAGUCGAUGAGACACUUCCAGUGCAUCCGCGAACUCAAUGCCAAACUUCAGGACACUCUCGAUGUGACGGAAGAGCAGAUCGAUGUGGCGUUGAGUCGGAUGUGUCUGUCAUUCAAUCGUCAACUCUAUGUGCGACUCAUGAAAGCCUACGAACUGUUGGGCAAAACGCAGACAGCGAUGGAUCAGCUGCUGAUGCACUUCGCGUCGGCCGUCCAUAACAAGGCGUUCGCCAUUGUGUUGGGUUAUGUGGAGCUGUUCGCCGAGACUACCGGUGCUGACAAUUACCACAAACGCCAGUACAACGAGUUGUGU
Oppiella nova is the source of this 1054-nucleotide messenger RNA. The record is from the annotation of a GenBank genome assembly. Lineage: Eukaryota; Metazoa; Arthropoda; Arachnida; Sarcoptiformes; Oppiidae.